Molecule: messenger RNA, 336 nt
Organism: Morchella sextelata
Lineage: Eukaryota; Fungi; Ascomycota; Pezizomycetes; Pezizales; Morchellaceae
Exons: 1
Coding region: 1-336 (111 amino acids)
Source: RefSeq, a predicted model, not a curated record
AUGCUCUUUGCCGUCCUACAAAUGUUCAUCCUCGUGGCGAUAUCCGCAGCCGCUGCUAGUACGCCGGCCGUGGACUCACAUCCACCUGUGCCUAUGCCUAUCGUUACAGGUGUAAGCUCUGAGAGUUUAGCAGAAGAUGAACGUGCAUAUAAAGAAGGACGUAUGUCAGAAGAAAGAGUUAGAGAAGAAGAAAGAAAGGACCAACUCUACAAGAAGGUUGGCACAGAGAGGGGAGGGUUGACACCUGAAGAUGGACAGGUUUCUAGCGCUACAACACUGGGAGUCGCGUCAUUCGGGGGUCUUGUUGCGGUGGGAGUUGGACUUAAUUUUAUUUAA